UCAGUCCUCUGCCACAAGUGAUUUUCCAACCAUUUUCCAACAUGGCAAACAAUCAUGCAACGUGGAGCAAUUAGAUGAUCUACAAUAUCGACGCGUAGUUCGUCGCCUUUGGGCAUCCAGAAAUCACCAUCAUGGUGACUAUCGUACAGAGGAGACAAGCAUUGAGCUUUGUGAUCAUUUGGAUCGCAUAUGCAUCUACAUACCUCUUGCGAAAACCUCUAGGGGUGAUCAAAGCAGACUUAGGCAGUGUCCAUAAAUUGUCAAGGACCCAGCUUGGCCUGCUUGAUACUUCAUUACUGCUCCCCUAUGCUGUUAUGCAGAUUCUACUUGGUUCCUGUGGGGAUAAGUUUGGACCCAGACUGGCACUGACAAGUUGUUUAAUUGGAUCUGCUCUUUCUAUGUUUUCAUUUGGCUUUUGGAAUCAUCUUCCCAUAUUUGCCUUGCUUCUUUUUCUGAAUGGUACUUCUCAGGCAACAGCUUGGCCAAACUGUGUAAAGACACUCGGCAUGUGGUUCAAUGAUCAGCAGAGGACAACAAUAUUUGGCUUUUUUGGAACUUGCACUUUUGGAGGAGGGAUUCUAGGUAGUGCACUAGCGGUUCAACUCCAGUCCAUGUAUGGCCCAGACAUGGCUUACAUUUUCCUAAUACCAUCACUGAUUGUUGGAGGAACUGGUCUGGUUGUCUUCAUGUUCAUAAGAAGCCCUGAGGAACUGGGCAUGCAAAUCCCUGGAAAAGAGCCCAUCUCUAAGAGUUCAUCAUCUUCACCAGUACAGACCAGGUCACUGUCCUAUAUACAGCUUUGGAGAUUAAGAAUGGUGCCUGAGCUGUCCUGGACCAACUUUGCCAUCAAGCUUGUGCGGUACUGCAUGUACAUGUGGUUGCCAAUGUAUCUCUUUCAAGCUUUGGGGUACAGCAAGCUACAGGCCGGCCUGCUGUCGACAGUGUUUGAGAUCGGGGGUGUAGCAGGGUCUGCUAGUCUUGGACUUAUCAUCAGUCGGCUUUUCGGUGGUCGUGCGGUGUAUGGAGUGGCCCUCACAGUGCUGGGUAGUACCGUCUUCCUGGCAGCCUUUCACUUCACCAGUCACAUGGGUAUUCCCAUCAACUGUGUCUUCAUGUUCUUGGCUGGGGCCUGCAACUGCGGCCCAGAUCCCUAUCUGUCAGGCUCGAUUGCGGCGGAGAUUGGGGAGAGGGAAAAUGCCCAGGCAGCUGUAUCCGGACUCAUAAACGGGUUUGGAAGUAUCGGAACGGUGGUAGAAGGACCCGUUAUUGGCUGGAUGGUGGAGCGGUACGGAUGGGCGGGCCCCUUCUAUUUCAUGAUCACCCUGUCCCUCGUCGGUACCGUGUGCAUGUUCAAGGCGGUCACCAUUGACAACACGAUGAAGAGAGCGGAGUUCAUGGGUACUGUAGUAAGCGACGAGGCGUAGGGAAGUGCCACAUCGUCUUGUGUGUUAUCAUUCAUUCCAGUCCAAUCCCGACACAAUUCAUACUUGAACAAGAAAAUGUGUUAAAAGUUUACAAAGUCACGUGUCUCAGUUUUUAAAAAAGUAUAAAAAAAGUUGUUUUACUCGCAUGAGGAUUGCCUCAUAGCGUGCAGGAUAUACGUUUUUAUGUUCCCCAGGUUUUCUUCUAUCUUACACAAGACAAAGGUCUCGCGCGAUGAUAUUGAGUAUUCAAUUAGUCUUUCUUGUUUUCGUUGAUAACGUUAAUGGGAUCAACUGUAUGUUAUGGGGUUUUUUUUAUUUUAACUGGGAGUUGUACAAGGGUUGUUUAGACGCCGUUUCAUGUACCGUCCCUAAAGCAAAUACACUCAAAUAAGAUACCAGAGAUUGUGGGGGCAUCCCCACCUUCCAAUAAAGAAUUCGAAAAAUA
Molecule: messenger RNA, 1869 nt
Organism: Nematostella vectensis (starlet sea anemone)
Lineage: Eukaryota; Metazoa; Cnidaria; Anthozoa; Actiniaria; Edwardsiidae
Product: putative glycerol-3-phosphate transporter 5
Exons: 12
Coding region: 132-1424 (430 amino acids)
Biological process (GO): transmembrane transport
Cellular component (GO): membrane
Molecular function (GO): transmembrane transporter activity
Source: RefSeq, a predicted model, not a curated record